AUGUCGCAGACGUGGAGCCGGUUUCUGGUGUUGGCGUUGUUGAUAGUCCUGCCUGCGGGACAGCUUCCCCUCCCUCGAACAAGUGGAUGUGGUGCGCCUUCUCCAGGGGCAGCCACAGCACCGCUGCAGGAUGCGGUCGAGGGCAUUGCAGGGCUCAUGCAGCGAUUUGAGCAGAUGCAGCCGCGAAUAGCAGCACUGCCACCAGCUGAACUGCAACAAAUUGAAGAGCCGGCGCAGAGAUUGCACGAGCGCUUCGAGCAAAUGCAGCAAAAGCUCAUGGCCAGAAGUGGAGGGCCAGACCUUGAAGAAGAAGCUAUCGUGUUUCACAGGGACUUGGCAGUCUUUGUCGACCAGGUUUCAUCCAGGCUGGGCAUUGGUACCGGAAGCCCAAAGCCUGGACAGCUGGGCUCCCUGGGCCUGGGUGCCAGCACAGGCCCGGUAGGAGGCGGAUUUGCGCCCGUAUCUUUGGGGAGCUUGCCGGGGCCGGAUCGUGGCUCUGCGGGACUCGGAGGCGCUGCUUCAGAGUCGACAGAGAGGAGGCUGCAAGCUGCCAUGCAGGCGAUCCAGUCAGGCAUGCAGCGAUUCGAGGCGUUGCACCCCAAGCUGCCGAAUUUGCCGCCACAGGCCUUCAACACCUUGGCCAACCAGGCUCAGCAACUUCACGAGGAGUUCUUAACAUUGCAGAGGAAAGGUAUCCAGCUUGCCGGAGAUGGUCGACAACCCAUGCUGGAGGCAGAUGCGGCACCGUAUGCCGAUCAGCUGGAGUCCUUCGUAGCCAGGCAAAUCAACCUUGUGAAUGAAGCCGAGCAGCAGGUGCAGCAGCUAGGUGGCGCGGGAGGCUACCAGGGCAUGCUGGGAACCCGACUGCCCAGCGUGCAAAGCACAAUGCCGGGGACAUCAAUGCCACAGAUGCAGGCUUCACCGGCUUCCGCUCCUGGCCAGGUGACACCCACCACGGAUGCCAAAUUGUCUGCCGUGAUCGACAAGGUCAUUCGGUUGAUGCAGGAAUUUCAAGGCAUCCUGCCACAGCUGUCCCGAGUGUCUCAACAGGCAAUUGCCCCUCUUGCAAACGUGGGCACGUCGCAGCAAACUCAGUUGGUUCAUGAGCUCGGAGCCUUGAAAACGGGACAAAGCUGGACGGCCUUGAAUUACAGAGCAAUGAUGCGCAACGUGCCGGAGCGGUCAGGCUGUGUUUGGAAAGAUGGCUCCUGGGGUGAACUGAGCCUGAUCAAGGAGCCAUUCUUGCGGCUGCAUGUCAACUCCGUCGCCUUACACUAUGGCCAGACGGUCUGGGAGGGCAUGAAGGCCUUCCAUUGCAAGGAUGGAUCCGUGCGGGUAUUCAACGAUGUAGCGAAUCAUGAGCGCUUGUCUCGCGGUGCCAAGAGGAUGCUGAUUCCAGAACUGUCGCUGGAAAAGUUUCGGGAAGCUGUGGAUUUUUGCGUCCGCAACAAUGUUCCGUUCCUUCCUCCGUAUGGCACAGGCGGCGCCCUCUACUUGCGCCCCAUUCUUUUGGGCACAGGGCCGGCGCUGGGCUUGGCUCCGGCCAAGGAGUAUGCAUUUCUCGUGAUCUGCAGCCCGGUGAUGAACUACUUUGCAUCCGCCGGCCCUGAGAUCCUCGAGAAAGGCGUGGCUGGCAAGGUGGUUUUGAACUACGACCGGUCGGCUGCACGGGGAAUGGGCAGCAUCAAGUGCUCUGGGAAUUACGGGGCUGACCUGUGGCCUUCGGCCGAGCACAAGGCUGAAGGCUUCAUGGUCGGUCUUUACCUGGAUCCGACCGAGCAGCGAUACAUCGAGGAAUUCAACGUCACAAACUUUGCCACCAUAACGAAGGAUGGCAAAUACAUCACACCCGAGCGAGCAUCCAAGAGCGCAGUUGGCAUGUUGCUGCUAGCACGACGUACCAUAGUAACCGUAGUAGUAGCGGCGUAG
Messenger RNA from Symbiodinium necroappetens, 1929 nucleotides. Lineage: Eukaryota; Dinophyceae; Suessiales; Symbiodiniaceae. The record is from the annotation of a GenBank genome assembly.